Messenger RNA from Cololabis saira (Pacific saury), 2242 nucleotides. Its product is annotated as T-cell surface glycoprotein CD3 zeta chain-like. The record is from RefSeq and is a predicted model, not a curated record. The coding region runs from base 74 to 505 and encodes 143 amino acids. Gene Ontology annotation, cellular component: membrane. The transcript has 7 exons. Gene Ontology annotation, molecular function: transmembrane signaling receptor activity. Gene Ontology annotation, biological process: cell surface receptor signaling pathway. Lineage: Eukaryota; Metazoa; Chordata; Actinopteri; Beloniformes; Belonidae.
CAGUAAAAGAUUCUGGUCUACGAGACGCUGGUUCUGGUUCUGGUUCUGGUGUAUAAACUGGUCCUGGUCCGGGAUGGAGACCCAGAUCCUGCUGGUCCUGCUGGUCCUGGUCUCAGCGCUGCCCUCCACAGAAGCAGCUCUGCAUCUGUCCGACCCCCGUCUCUGUUACCUGCUGGACUGUUUCCUGGGUCUGUACGGGCUGGUGGUGACGGGGAUGUUCCUGAGAGAGAAGUUCUUCAAAACCAAAGCGAAGGCGUUGGACGAUGCCCUUUACUCCGACCUGAGAGAACCUGGAACAUCAGAUAUUGAAGGAGGAAGAAGAAACCGCAGGACGCCGGACGACUCCACCUACACGGACUGGAAGAAACAACCGGGCGGGAUUUACAAGGAGCUUCCUGUCAAGAGAGAGCGCCAGAAGAAGAACGACCCAGUGUACCAGGGUCUCAGCUCGGCCACCAGAGACACGUACCAGUCCCUGCAGAUGCAGCCGCUUCCUGCCCGUUAACAACCCGCUAACCGCUAACGUCCCCGCUAACCGCUAACGGACGAACUGGCUGAAGUUUCUCUAUUAAAUGAGCAGACGGGUCUUCUGUUUUUUAAAGAUUUAAAGGUGUGACGAGUCCCAAAACAGACAAAAAACGUGUUUCUGAAGGUACGUUUUGUUAGCAUUUGAGCUAACAUUUGUUAGCCUUUAAGCUAGCAUUUGUUAGAAUAAAUGCAGAUUUUUCUGAAAAAAACUAAACAAAUAUGAAUAUUUAGAUGACAAGUCCCAAAACAGACAAAAAACGUGUUUCUGAAUGUAGGUUUUGUUAGCAUUUAAGCUAACAUUUGUUAGCCUUUAAGCUAACAUUUGUUAGAAUAAAUGCAGAUUUUUCUGAAAAAAGAACAAAACAACUAUGAAUAUUUGGAUGAGUCGGGCGGAAUAAAAGUUUUUUAAGCCUAAACUUUGUACGUUAACAUGCCGUCUCUGGUGUUUAUGCUCCUGAGUGAUUUGCUGUUGCCAUGGAAACGUAAAACUCCUGCAUUUAAGCUAACAUUUGUUAGCAUAAAUACGCGUAAAACUACUCCUUCUGGUUAUUGACUUUGCAUCCGAUCCAAAUAAAUUUUUUUGAAGCAAAACGGCAUCGCAGCUAGCGCAGCGUGAAAAACCAGCAGGUUUUAGAUAAAAACAAACUAGUUUCCGUUGUUUGACCGUAGUUAGCGUUUGUAGCUACCAGGUUCUCGUUAGCAUUAGCAGCGUGUUAGCAGCAUGUUUUGGUGCUAAUCAACUGCAACUAGUGGCCGUUACUUCCUCCUACAAUCCCAGUUUAGUGUUAAUCAUUAAUUAAUCGUUACACAGGAUAAUUGUGAUAUUGAAACAAAAUAUUAUUGAAAUAGAUAAAUUGAAUAUUUAAAUAGUGUCGCUUUUUUGGAAAGUAUUUCAUAAAUUAAAUGUUAAGUUUGAAGAUUCCGUCUGGAUUUGAAGUUUUUAUUCCACUUGUAGAUACUGAGAUGUAAAAAGAAAAAGACGGAAACAUUAACUGCAGUUUUACAUCAGUUUUAUCUGCUUUUAUAUCAUUUAAAGCUCGUUUAGUUUGUAAAAUCUGUCUCAAGUCGACAUGAACGGAGUCCAAAAGAUGGAAAUAUUAAAUAAAACUAUAAAAAGUUCAGAAAAAAACGUCCUGCUAACCAACAACGUUAAUCACGGCUUGGUUAAAAGGUCGGUCCAAAAAGUAAUUUUAAAGUAAAAAAAAGUAAAGUAGUUUUCCAAUAAUUUUCUUUUUAAAUUUUUCAAGUAAAACAGUUGCACAAAAACGUUUUUAUUCCCAGAUUGAUACGAUAAUUCCCCAGUAAUUUUUGGAUUUUUCCUCAAAUCCUGCGAUUAAGCAGCUAAGGUUAAAAAAAAAAUCUGAAUUUCUGUGUAUUAUUUUAUUUAAUAUUGAACCUUUUGGACUCUGGAAAACGAGACAAGUAAAGGCUUUGUCUUUUUUUUUUUUUUUUCCAAUUUUUAUUCUUUUUAGAUGCUAUUAUGCGCUUUUUAUACCUAUUUCGUUUCUUAAACUCACAUGUUAAUUUUUACAGCAUUUGGUUUAAGGCACAAAACGUUGUUUUAUCUUGUUAUUCUGAAGUUUUCCUGAGAAUUAUUGUUGCAAUGAAACUGUUUUAUUGUCGUGUAUAAAGUUGAUGCUUCCUCAUAAAAGUCUGUUUGCUCUGUAAACGCUUUGAUUUGUCAUAAAUAAAUGCAGUUUUAUAACUUGAUAAA